UGGUGAUCGGAGUGAUGGACACAGGGAGUUCCCCGGGACCCGACCCCCGCCCAGGACUCCGGGAAGAGGCAGGAGUUGGUGCCCGGGCCCUGGGGGCUCUGGGGCCCUGGGGGCUGGUGGACUGGAGCCACAGACCAUACCGGACGUGCGUCCUGCUUUGCGCUCUGAGCGCGCUGCUGUGGCUGGUGGUGCUCGGCCCGUGUCGGAGCCUCUGUCUGCUGUGCUUCCUCCUGGCUCUAGGGGUUCUCGCUGACUAUGCAGGAGGCUUCUGGGCUCGUGGCGUGGUGCACGGGUGGGGGCUGAUGCACUCAGAGGAGGACUCUUCACUCCAGCUACUGCUCAAAGAGACGUGUGCCUUCAGACAGCAGAGCCCAGGCAAGUUCUGUCUCCUGAUGUGCAGUCUGUGCACGUUUAUGGCCGUGUUGGGGCGCUACAUCCCUGGCGUGGUGCUCUCCUAUGCUUUAGUCCUGGGGUUCUUCCUCUGGCCCCUGUUGUCCUCUCUGGACCUGGGCAUGUGGCUGAAGCCCGUCUUGCACAAGGUGGAUGAAGGUGUCUGGAACGUUCUUCACAAAAUCAAAGCUGGUCAUGUGCGACUUAUCUCCCAGCCUCCACAGCCCCACACAGAGACUCGACCUGUGGACUCAGACCUUUCCUCCAUGACGCCCAAGCUGGACUCUACGCUGUGUAAGGAACUGUGUGUGUCGGACACUGAGCCAUCAGACCUGAGCUGGACAGACGGACUCUUCACCCUGUCAGAGGGACACACCCCCCACUCAGAGGGACACACCCCCUUCACUGACCAAUCAGAAGAGCUGGACAGAGAAGAUUUCCCUUCAUUGGACAAUGGCCACAUGACAAAUGGAACUAGCGACGAGGAGGACCUGUACCCUGCUAUCCCCGCCCCGCAGCCUGAUCAGCCAAUCACAGCUCUGUACUCAGACGCCAUCAGCAUGUCAGAGCUGGGAGGGCAUCUGGUCUCCGCUCUUAUCCAGGAGAGGCUGGAGUCCGCUCUGGCCCCCGCCCUCCCCCUCCUCGUCCCGGGGCAGGAGAGCACCAGAGCGGGGGAGAAGAUGGCGUUGGAGGAUUCAGACAGUGACGUGGAAGACUUUGAGCUGUUGGAUCAGUCUGAGCUGGAGCAGUGUGAGGCCGAACUCGGUCUGAUUCAGGAGCAGAGUCCAGAGCACAGCCUUAGACACACGACCCCUGGGUUCAUCUCCAAACUCCUCCGACGCCACUAACACCAACCCUUUCAACAUCAUGCAGGAUUCAAAAUGGACUGUUUUGAAUUAUUAGGCAUAUUAAAGGGCCUGUACCUGAUUUUAAAGGACCCAGCCAUGUUAUAAUGUUGUUUCCUCUGUAAAAAAAAAAAAAAAAAAGAGUUGUGUUUUGUUUAUCUCAGACAUUCAGACAUGUUUGAGUAACCCUUUAUUAUGAGCAUUUCUGCAUUUCUAAAGCUCAAAAUGCUCUGCUCCACCUUGUGAUGUCAUGAAGUGGUAGUUUUCAAGUUAACUGCUCCAGGCAUGUUUGUGAUUUGGAACCAACAUUAUAAUAUAGAUCAGAAAAUACAUAAUAUAGGCCCUUUAAUGUAUUCUUGUCAAGAUAAAUGCUCUGACCUCAUUAUCAUACAUUGCAGUGUAAAAGCUGCUAAAUAAGAAAAUAAAUAACACUGUUAAACAGAAUCUAUUCAUUUAACUACAGACAGGGUCACCUUUUUCACCUAAUCUGGCACAUUGUUACUGAGACUCAUGGACAACCAUUGGAGAAUAAUAAGGAAACAGCAGCAUGACACUGUUGUGUCAUGGUGCAAAAAUACUAAAACAUGUUCCUGACUCACGGUUUGAAAUCAGGUACAGGGCCUUUAAAGCUGUACAAUCAAAAAAGUACCUGGACUUGUACUUUUUUUUAAAUCUCAAAACACCUGUCACUUCUGUCAUUUUAAAGGGCCUAUAUACUAUCCAUUGUACCCAUAGUCUUGGUAUUUCCUUUGGUGCACUUUGGUGCAAGAAAAAAUGUGUCUAGAGAAAAGCACUGUCUCGAUUAUGACAUGUAGUUACAAAAAGUGCCACUAGAUAGCGAUGACAGCCUGUAGCUGAGGAAGUAUUGAAAUUGUGUGUAAGUUAAAAUGAUUCUAAUUCUACAUUCGCAAUUUGAGCAGAACUGACCUGACCAAGUUUGGUGACGGUUUCUGCACUAUAAAAAGACACAAGAAUGACGCAAAACUUUUUUUAGAUCAUUUUGAAUAAUAUAAAUCCUAAGACUUUCAAGAGACUUGUUCAUUUCUGCUCAUACGAUCCCUGCUAAUUAGCUCACCAUGUUUACGGCUAAUAUACCCUCAGACCUACCAGUCCAAAGUAGUUUACAAAGUCUGAGUUGUGCUUAUUUUAAGACCUUAAAAUCAAAACUAACAAUUGGGGGCCAUUCAUACAAGGAGGAACUGCUUAAAUACACAAAUGCUUUUUGGCAAAUAUUUAUGUAACCAGCCGAAGCCUUUUCCCAUCACCACUGAUUGCUUUAGAGUUUAAUGACCUUCAUUAAGGCAUGUUUAUCUGUAUGCUUUCACAAUAUUAGGCUACACUGAGUUCUUUUGUCACUGUGGUUACUCUUUUUUGCCAGCAGAGGCCGCACACAAUAUAAUAAAAACAGUAUCUGUGCAGUGAAACGCAUGUAUUCAUGUAUUUCCUUUCAGAGAAUGUGUGUACAUUACAGAUUGUCUCUAUUUAUUACGAUUUUAACUACA
Messenger RNA from Periophthalmus magnuspinnatus, 2737 nucleotides. It is a transcript of the gene retreg1, whose product is annotated as reticulophagy regulator 1. Gene Ontology annotation, biological process: negative regulation of neuron apoptotic process; reticulophagy. The record is from RefSeq and is a predicted model, not a curated record. Bases 15 to 1238 code for a protein of 407 amino acids. The transcript is spliced from 9 exons. Gene Ontology annotation, cellular component: endoplasmic reticulum membrane. NCBI's taxonomy places the organism in Eukaryota, Metazoa, Chordata, Actinopteri, Gobiiformes, Gobiidae.